UGUCUUUUAUACGACCUCAACUCACUCUCCCUCACUCCAUAUCCAAAUCUUCCUCUCUCACACGUACUCUCUCAAAGUGAUGGCUUUCAAUUCCAAAAGGGCACCAAUAUCAAGUUCAAAAGCCCUAGCUGAUGCAGCUUCAUGGUGCUGUGCAUGUCUUCUUGUGUCUCUUGUAUUGCUAUGCAUAUUCAGAGACAGUUCUGCCCUUCAUGAUGAUCAAGGGAACUUGAUGAGAAGCAGCCAUGUCUUGUCCAAGCCAUGUGAUGAAAUAUAUGUGGUUGGAGAAGGAGAGACACUUCACACAAUCAGUGACAAGUGUGGUGACCCCUUUAUUGUGGAAAAGAACCCUCACAUCCAUGACCCUGAUGAUGUCUUCCCGGGCCUUGUUAUCAAGAUUACACCCUCAUAAACAACAUAGCUAGAAUAAUAUUUGAAAGUUAAUUCCUAUACAUGUAUGUAUCUUUCUUCAAUAUAGAACAAGGAAAAAAAGAUUUCCUUAUGGGCACCCCUAAAGUUUUUAGUAGUUUUGGUUUGCUUGCUGUAUUUACUACACUUGCUUAACAAGGAAAAAGAAGUCCCUUGUACUCUUUUGGAUUGUGUUGUACAUCUUAUAAAUCAAUGUGAAAUUAGUCUACUAUAAUGUUAGGAGUUCUUUUUUAUUGUCUGAAGAAGUUUUGUUUUUAGGUGAUAAAUUGUAGCAGGGUUGGUUCUUAUCUCAA
Molecule: messenger RNA, 719 nt
Organism: Glycine soja
Lineage: Eukaryota; Viridiplantae; Streptophyta; Magnoliopsida; Fabales; Fabaceae
Exons: 1
Coding region: 80-409 (109 amino acids)
Source: RefSeq, a predicted model, not a curated record